This is a messenger RNA of Aspergillus affinis, 1320 nucleotides long. RefSeq lists its product as uncharacterized. The transcript has a single exon. Gene Ontology annotation, molecular function: RNA polymerase I general transcription initiation factor activity; RNA polymerase I core promoter sequence-specific DNA binding; TBP-class protein binding. Lineage: Eukaryota; Fungi; Ascomycota; Eurotiomycetes; Eurotiales; Aspergillaceae. Gene Ontology annotation, biological process: nucleolar large rRNA transcription by RNA polymerase I; transcription initiation at RNA polymerase I promoter. Bases 1 to 1320 code for a protein of 439 amino acids. Gene Ontology annotation, cellular component: RNA polymerase I core factor complex. The record is from RefSeq and is a predicted model, not a curated record.
AUGGCGUUCGCUCCUUCGGUGUCGGCCUUUUCUCUUCCACUGCAGACAUGGCGACAACCCGUUAGUCUGCGCACGGCUCAGUAUGAACCGAAGAAACGUAAAAAAGGGCUGAAUGAUUUGGGCGAUGCCGAUAUCGACACCGAGGGCGAAACAACGGAUGCUGCAUCGGAGACAGCGCCCUCUGGCCUCUCCCUGACAUUGUCGCCGGAUGAAGCGCAUCAGUACCGCAUUGCCGGACUCCCUUUUGACCGGGAAAUACCUGGCGGGAAUUUUCCUCACGGCCCGGCCAAAGAUGAGAAAUUGCCUCGACAGACCAAGGGAGAGAUUCUGAAAGAGCUGUCGUCCUUAUCGUCUCCUAUCUAUCCCCCGCAGUCUGCUGCUCAUCAGGGUAAUCUCCGACUCCAGCAUUUUGGCGUCCUCUCCUCUGUCCUGCACCGCUGCCUUCUCCAAAGGGACUAUAUCCGUGCUGGCAGGGCAUGGGGACUGCUUCUUCGCGAGGAGUAUAACGGGACUCCUCUUGAUGUGCGAGUCGAUGAAAGAUGGGGCAUCGGGGCCGAGAUAUUGCUCCGGCGCGGCCGUCAGAUAUCCGACAAUGCAUGUCAGGGAGACAAUGAAGCCGCUCAAGCGACAGAGCCGUCUAAACUUCUUUUCACCCGGAAAGGAUUCGAAGAUGCUAAACAGUAUUACGAAACACUAAUUGUUCAACAUCCCUUUCGAAAGGUAGCGCCGGAUGAUAUAAGCUCCUUGCACUUUUAUGCGGCCAUGUUCGGACUGUGGAUUUAUGUCACUCAAGAGGAAAAUCAGAUGGCUUUCCAAAAGAUCCUGGAGAAUCAAGAGAACUCGUCAGAGAUCUCGGAACAGGAAGAUGCAACGUCUGAUCUGGAUGGCCAGGGCGGCUCCCGCAAUAAAACCCGGGCCCUCCUUGCAGAAGUCAAGAAGAACGAACUCGGGGAGGCUCAGAGGAUUGCGGCUAGAAUGGACGAAAAACUGACGUCUCCUCCAUACUCUGACUCCUCUGACCUACUUGAACUCAGGGGCAUGGUUUCGCUGUGGAUCGGCGAUUUGUUCGUGUCUUCCUUGCCUUAUCCGGAGGAGAACGAUGAGUACGAUGUUGACAGAACGACGCUGGUAGACGACCAAAAUGACUCGAUCCAGAUCAGGCGAGAACAGAAACUAGCGGCGGACAAGAGGGGAAAUGAGAUGAAAAAGUCGCAAGUGUUCUUUGAGAAAGCUAGAAGGCGUGGCAAGGGGAUGGCUUCUACACUCGAGGAUUUUCAUAUCAAUGAUGAUGACGAUGACGAUGAUUUUUUCGGUUCAUGA